AUGCCAAAUGAUCCCUUUGGGGGCAACUUCGUAGACUGCGGGGGUUGCCUGAAAGACUAUUGUUUUAUUUUUGCGGAGAGUAUACGAUUUGACAGCUGCGUAGAUAUGGCUAACAUAGUUCACGUAUUUCCAGCGGUGCAGAACGAACGCCAGCCACGGAAUACUGCGACCAUAAGGCCUGAAGCAUUACGGGACAUGGACCAAGAGAGGGCUCUACGGGAAGCCGCAGUUGCAGUGGGAGUUUUUGGGCCUCCGGUAUCGUUAGCAAUGGCGUUAUCCCCCGCGCGGUAUCCGUUGCUAUCGCCACAUUACGCGGCACUGCCGCCGCAACCACCGCCACCAGUACAACCAGACUCUUCGCGAGACAACGACGACAACAUCAACCACAAUACUGACAGCGACGAUGACAGCAUCGACGUGACGAACGAAGAAGAUUCCACAUCGUACUCGCCUCCUUCAGUCGCAAGCUACACACAAAACUGUGUUCCCUACAGACCAUUAGGUGUUGAAAGCUCUGCAGAGACAGCAGCGAGAUUGUUGUUCAUGGCAGUCAAAUGGGCCAAGAAUCUACCUUCGUUUGCCAGUCUCGCUUUUAGGGAUCAGGUGAUUCUGUUGGAAGAAGCGUGGUCGGAGUUGUUUCUUCUGAAUGCAAUUCAAUGGUGUCUACCACUCGACACUGCAUGUGCUGCUCUGUUUGGUAGUGACCAAACUGAUCAAGAAAACGGUCUUAAUUCUACUGUACUGAGGAGAUUACGUGAAGUACUCGCUCGGUACCGUGCUGUCUUAGUGGAUCCAGCGGAGUUUGCCUGUAUGAAAGCUAUAGUUCUUUUCAAAUCAGGUAGUUAAUAAAAUUACUGGAAUCAGUAUGAUAAUAUUAAAUAAACGGAUGUAGACAGUAAACUAAAAUAAAUACAUAUUAUUUAUAUUUUCUGGCAGUGUUUAUAUUAUUACCGAUAAUCACACUUUUAUGCUUAUUAUGUUUAUAAUAUUACUUAAACUAAUGAGGAAGUAUUAAAAAAAAACGAAUCCACUAAAGCACUAAAAAGCACCUCCACUAGAUGGCGACCCUAGCAAAUGAUGAUUUUUGCAGGAAACAAAAUGGACCAAAGACAGUAAUUUCCGUUCCGUUUAACUAACAUAUUAAAAAACUGAAAUUUGAAAAGUUCGAAACUUAGUUAUCAAUACAAAUAUAAAAAAGUACAAAUAGAAUGUGAGUUGUUUAUUGAGUUUCGAAAAAUAAUUUACUUUUAAACAUGAAAGUAAACCGGAAAGGAUGUCAUGGAGAAAUCAAGAACGUACCAUAGCGACAUCUAAUUUGAUUUCGGGAUUUUAAUUUUAAAUAUUUCCUCAUUACGAAAAAAAAAACAAAUAUUUUAUGAUCGUUGUCACGUGACCGCAAACAGCGCUUGACGUGACGCCCCUCUUACUCAUAUCAGAACUUGGAGAAUUCAACCUAAUGCUUCAAUACAUAGGAUACGAUACGAUAUUCGUUUCAGAGUGCCGUCACGUCAUAGCGACGCCAUGACAGAAGGUGGCAUGCUCGCGGGAAAUUUCAAAAACUAAAUUUAUUCUUUAGAUUUUAACUUAUUACAUAUAUAUCUACGUGUAUAUAUAAAAAAAAUGUUGUCUACAAUCCUAUUGGACAGUAAAAUGUGUCUUUUACUACAUACGUUUGGUCUGAUUUGGUUGCACACAGAGACGCGCGGCCUGAAGGACCCCCUGCAGAUAGAGAACCUGCAGGACCAGGCGCAGGUGAUGCUGAUGUCGCACGCGCGCGCCGCGCACGCCGCCGCGCCCGCGCGCUUCGGCCGCCUGCUGCUGCUGCUGCCGCUGCUGCGGGCCGUCGCGCCGCACCACCUCGAGGCCGAGUUCUUCGCCAAGACUAUAGGGCGCACGCCAAUGGAGAAAGUGCUCGCGGACAUGUACAAAAAUUAGUUCAUCAUGAUUAAUCAUCACCACCAUCAUCACCUUCACCACCACCACCAUCAUCAUCAUCACCACCAUCAUCAUCACCACCAUCAUCAUCACCACCAUCAUCAUCAUCAUCAUCAGCCUUUUUACGUCUCCCUUGCAGGGGUUUUCUUUAUGGAUGGUUAAAGAGGAUGGGUCACGACUCUCCACAUUGGCCCAGCGCGGAUUGGUGGGUAUUAACCACUGCAAACGCAGCCGGGACCAACGGCUUGACGUGCCUUCUGAAGCACGAAAUAGCUCGAGAUAAUAUUUUUUGUUGGUAACCCAUUCUGUGACCGACCCUUGCGAAAGUUGCUUAUCAACAACGAUAGCGGGCCACUGAGCUACUCAAAAUUUAGUUAAACACUAUUAUUUUUAUUCCUGUACCAGCUUUCCAUCUUGAAUCACUAUGUAUGUGGAUGUAUUCAUAUCCGUUACGUUGAGUGA
Diatraea saccharalis (sugarcane borer) is the source of this 2397-nucleotide messenger RNA. Lineage: Eukaryota; Metazoa; Arthropoda; Insecta; Lepidoptera; Crambidae. The record is from the annotation of a GenBank genome assembly.